This is a messenger RNA of Bufo gargarizans (Asiatic toad), 6137 nucleotides long. RefSeq names its product DENN domain containing 5B (gene DENND5B). The record is from RefSeq and is a predicted model, not a curated record. Gene Ontology annotation, molecular function: small GTPase binding; guanyl-nucleotide exchange factor activity. Lineage: Eukaryota; Metazoa; Chordata; Amphibia; Anura; Bufonidae.
GACGCCGUUUGCUCAGUGCCAGAGGACAUGGACUGUGGACGGGGCCGGUGCUGAGAGCGGCAGGCCCGGGAUAUAUACACUUAUCACACGCCAGGAUGAGCGGGGGCAGCUCAGCUUCGGGCUCGGCCGCCCCUCCUUGUCGCUUCGCCCAUUACUUCGUGAUCUGCGGGACGGAUGCGGACAGCGGGCUGGAGCCUGACGAGCUGGCCGUUUUAUACCAGUGGCUAGAAGCAGACCUGCAUGGCAGAAGCCAAGACGGUGAAAACUUUGACCAAAGCCCUGUGAGAAGAACCUUCAAGUCAAAAGUCCUCGCCCACUAUCCUCAGAAUGUGGAAUGGAAUCCUUUUGAUCAAGAUGCUGUCAACAUGCUCUGCAUGCCCAAAGGCCUGUCCUUCAGGACACAGGCAGACAACAGGGACCCCCAGUUCCACUCAUUCAUCAUCACAAGAGAAGACGGUUCCAGAACCUACGGAUUUGUCCUCACGUUCUUCGAGGAGGUGACAAGCAAGCAAAUCUGCACAGCCAUGCAGACGCUAUAUCAGAUGCACAACGCAGAGCAGUGCAAUAGUGUCUACGCCUCGUCCUCGUGCAGCAUGGACUCGUUAGCGAGCAGCGUUGAUGAUGGUGACGCCACAUCUCUAGCCAAGCUCCAGCGCUAUAACUCUUAUGACAUCAGCAGGGACACACUCUACGUAUCCAAAUGUAUAUGUCUGAUAACUCCCCUCCCGUUCAUGCAGUCCUGCAAGAAAUUCUUGACUCAACUUUACCAAGCCGUUACAUCCACCCAGCCCCCACCAUUACCUCUAGAAAGUUACAUCCAUAAUAUCCUCUAUGAAGUGCCACUUCCAGCACCGGGGAGGUCACUGAAAUUUUACGGUGUCUAUGAGCCGAUCGUUUGUCAACGGCCAGGACCGAGUGAGCUCCCCCUGUCUGACUACCCUCUGAGGGAGGCCUUCGAGUUACUGGGAUUGGAGAACCUUGUCCAGCUCUUCACUUGUGUUUUACUGGAGAUGCAGAUCUUGCUCUACUCCCAAGAUUACCAGCGCCUGAUGACUGUAGCCGAGGGGAUAACCUCGCUCCUUUUCCCCUUCCAAUGGCAGCAUGUGUACGUCCCUAUCCUGCCAGCCUCCCUGCUCCACUUCCUCGAUGCCCCUGUGCCAUACUUGAUGGGCCUGCAGUCAAAAGAAGGCACAGACCGAUCCAAACUUGAACUCCCACAGGAGGCUAACCUGUGUUUUGUGGAUAUCGAUAACCACUUUAUUGAGUUACCAGAGGAAUUCCCUCAGUUCCCAAACAAAUUGGAGUUCAUCCAGGAAAUCUCUGAAGUUCUUCUGAACUAUGGGAUUCCCCCAGAGGGAAAUUUACAUUGCAGCGAGAGCGCCACCAAGCUGAAGAGCCUCAUGUUUGAUGACUUGGUGAAUGACAAAAAGAAUGGGAACAUUUCCAGUCACAACAUAAACAUGUAUGAGCUGCUCAAAGGUAACGAGACCAUGGCACGACUGGAAGCUCUAACCAAAAGGACGGGGAUAAACAUGGAUAAGAUCAGUAUCAGCGUUCCUCUGACGGACACGGAGGACGUCCACAAGCUCCAGUGUACGGAGAAGGAACUGAAGGAUUAUAAACUCAAUGUGCAGAUUCGGGAAGUGUUCGCUAAUCGCUUCACACAGAUGUUUGCCGACUAUGAGGCCUUCGUCAUCCAAGCCGCACACGAUAUGGAGUCCUGGCUAACAAACAGAGAGCAGAUGCAGAACUUUGACAAGGCCUCUUUCCUGUCAGAUCAGCCUGAGCCGUACCUCCCAUUCCUCUCUCGAUUUAUUGAGACGCAGAUGUUUGCCACGUUUAUCGACAAUAAAAUCAUGUCACUGUGGGAAGAGAAGGAACCUUUGCUCCGAGUUUUUGAUUCUCGCAUUGAGAAGAGCCGGCUUUACAAUGUGAGAGCACCAGCCAUUCGGACCUCCACGUACCAGUCAUGUACCACCUUGAAAGAAGCCGCUCAAUCCAUCGAGCAGCGUCUGACAAAGAUGGAUCACACAGCCAUCCGCCCUCACCUGCUGGACAUGAAAAUUGGACAAGGAAAAUACGAGCAAGGAUUCUUCCCCAAGCUGCAGUCGGAUGUUCUGAUGAAUGGGCCGAUCAACAACAACCGCUGGGUCAGCCGGAGCGCCACGGCACAGCGCAGGAAGGACCGCCUGCGGCAGCACUCUGAGCACCUCGGGCUAGACAACGACUUGAGGGAGAAAUAUAUGCAGGAAGCCCGGUGCUUGGGGAAAACCGUUCGGCAGCCCAAACUGUCAGAUCUUUCCCCAGCGGUGAUUGCACAGACUAACUCAAAGUUUGUUGAAGGGUUACUGAAGGAAUGCCGAAUGAAGACAAAGCGAAUGCUGGUAGAGAAGAUGGGACAUGAAGCGGUGGAGCUGGGACACGCAGAUGCAAAUAUAACAGGAUUAGAAGAGAACACGCUCAUCGCCAGCCUGUGUGACCUGCUGGAGAGAAUCUGGAGUCAUGGUCUUCAGGUCAAACAGGGGAAAUCUGCAUUAUGGUCUCAUCUGCUCAAGUACCAGGAAAGGGAAGAGAGGAAUGAACAUCGUCUUGAAUCGCCAAUUGCACUGGGUCCUGAGCGCAGGAAAUCUGACACUGGUGUUCCGAUGCCGUCAUUGCGUGUGUCACUAAUUCAGGACAUGAGACAUAUUCAACACUUGAGUGUUAUAAAGACUGAUGUGGGCAGAGCUCGGGGCUGGAUACGACUUUCCCUGGAGAAGAAAUUGCUUUCCCAGCAUCUCAAGCAGCUUCUCACCAAUCAGAUGCUCACCAAGAAAUUAUACAAACGUUACGCCUUUCUGCGUUGUGAGGAGGAGAAGGAGCAGUUUCUCUACCAUCUCCUCUCCCUGAAUGCUGUGGACUACUUCUGCUUUACCAGUGUAUUCACAACUAUCAUGAUUCCAUACCGAGCACUGAUUAUCCCCAUCAAGAAGCUAAGCAAUGCAAUCACCACAUCCAAUCCAUGGGUGUGCGUUUCUGGCGAGCUGGGGGACACCGGAGUCAUGCAGAUCCCUAAGAACUUGCUGGAGAUGACAUUUGAGUGUCAGAAUCUGGGCAAGCUCACCACAGUCCAGCUGGGGCAUGACAACUCAGGACUUCUGGCCAAAUGGUUGGUCGACUGCGUCAUGGUCAGAAAUGAAAUAACUGGGCACACGUACAAAUUCCCAUGUGGACGUUGGUUGGGAAAGGGAGUAGAUGAUGGAAGCCUGGAAAGGAUCCUGAUUGGAGAGCUUAUCACCCCUGUGUCUGACGAUGAUCUUGUAAAGCAAAGUCGGACCCCACCUCUACAGAAAUCCCCCACUAUGGCCCGCAGGCUGAGCAUUACCACCCUAACAGGGAAGAAUUCCAAACCAAAUGCCGGCCAGAUUCAGGAAGGAAUUGGGGAAGCUGUGAACAAUAUUGUAAAACAUUUUCACAAGCCGGAAAAAGAGAGAGGCAGUUUAACCAUCCUGCUCUGCGGAGAAAACGGCCUCGUCUCAGCUUUGGAGCAAGUGUUUCAUCACGGGUUUAAAUCUGCCCGUAUUUUCCACAAGAGUAUCUUCAUCUGGGAUUUCAUAGAAAAGGCUGUGAUUUUCUUUGAAGCUACUGAUCAAGUUGGAGAUGGCGAGGAAGACCAGCUUCUGCAGAGAUCAUCCUGUAAAACUUUCUGCCACUAUGUGAACCGCAUAGUAGCGGCUCCCAGAAACAUUGGCAAGGAUGGGAAGUUUCAGCUGCUCGUGUGCCUCGGAGCAAGGGAUCACUUACUUGCCCAGUGGAUUUCCCUUUUGGCUGAGUGUCCGGCCAUCACUCGGAUGUACGAAGAGACUGCUCUGCUAAGGGACACCAUGAUGGUGAAUUCUCUUGUCCGGGUCCUGCAGACUCUACAAGAUUUCAACAUUGUCCUGGAAGGGUCACUUACUAAAGGAGUAGAUGUUUAGUACUUCGUUUGGGAACUCAAAAAUAGCUUUCACUUUUUCUGGAAUUUUUUCUUUUUUUUUCUUUUUUUUUUUUUUCAGAGCGGUGUCUGAACCUUUAUAAUGUUCUACAGAGUUCUGUGGUGCAAUACACUGAAUUAGUAGCAAGUCACUGGAAGCCGCUGCAAAGCGCUUCAGCGUCAAGCCGGCAGGACUCUGAAUGGUAGCCUUGCCGCGGGCCGUCUCGACACUGUUGCUUAGUAAAUUUGAAUCAGAUAUUUAGUACAAUAGAGUAUUUUUCCUGUUGUGUCUGUAAAUACUGCUGUAGUUUUUUAAAGAGCCAGAAUAUAUUACAGGUGGAUUUACCUUCUACUUAUUUCUAAUUCUGAAGUUCUUCCUGGAUGGUAGGACGAUUGCAAGAAUUUCUUCUCCCUAAAACGGUGCUCAGAUCAUUUGUUCAGCAGAUGCUCAUUUGUUUCCGUUACAUAGACAGUUCUUCUGAGCCAUAGAAAAUAGGCACUUGAAUACAGUAAAUGCGGCAACUUUUUUUUUUUUUCUUUUUUUUUUUUAGCUGCCGAUCAGGAAUUUUUUUUUUUUUUUUACUAGGAACCAGUGAAAUAAUGGAGUUUGCCACUUAUGCACUCGGCAUGCAGAUUAUCCCUUCACUGGAACCUGUUACUGAGAUGCAGUUUCCAAUUUCACUAAAGCUAGUGACAUUGCUGCGCAAUACAGCCUAUCCCUUUACUAGAACCAGUGACAUUACUGCGCAUGCAGCGUAUGCCUUCACUAGAGCCGGGACAUCACUGAGGAUGCAGUCUAAUCUUUCACUAGAGUCAGUGAUGCCACUCAACAUGCAGUUUACACCUUCACUAAGCUUGCAGCGUGUCACUUGACUAGCGCCAAUGACCUAACUGAACACGCUAUUUCUGCCUUCACUAAAACUGAUGACAUCAUUGAGCAUGAAGCCUGUCCUUCCCUAGAUUUAGUGGCAUCAUUGUGCAAGCUGCCAAUCGGUGACGUCACCGAGCAUGCAGCUUAUUCCAUACUAGAAGCGGUGACAUCAAAGAGCGUUCAGUUUUCACUGGAAACAAGACCUAGUGUUGCAUAGGUAUGGGUUUGAUUCUCAAACUGGUUGCUUUAACAUAUCACAAAUAUAUUUUCGCAAUUAUAUCAUUAGCCCCAAAAUGGGCACAACCACCGCGUACAGGUUUCAGAUAUAUUCCAAAUUUGAUAAACCAUAAGCAUGCUUAAAGAAAUGAUGCAAGUUGUAAAUACCUUGAUAAUCCUAAAGCAACUAUUUUCCUAAGUUAUAUUGCAAGAAACCACUGCGAGUAUUAAGACGUGGCCAUCUCUCGUGUUGGUCUUUUAUAUUGUUCAUGUACCUCCUACCUGUAGGACCUAAAGCAUUUCCGUUUUUCCUUGUCCUGACUCAUGGAUUUCAUUUUAUGACUGAAAACUGUUUUACAUCUCAGUAAACAUGUAAUGGGGGAAGACUGGCCGGAAUUUUCCAAUUUUGACAUUGGGAGAAUCGAGAAGCUGUGAUAUUAUGCAUUUAUUGCAUAGAUUACUUAUUCUAUAGCAACUACUCCUAUUUUUCUAAGUCUCAUCAUGGUGUGAUUGUUGUUCCAUUUAAUGGGAAUAUCUAUGUCGGUCAAAUGAUACUAGAGUUUUUUUUUUUUCCGUAAUCAUUUUAGUGUAAAUCUACCUAUUUAUUCGCAUACACUGGGAUUUUGGGGGUCAGGGGUUGACUUAGAGAUAUUUUGCACUACUUGUUACAUUUGAUAAGGGGGUUAUACUGUGUGAAAGUAAAACUUCCAUUAACUGUAUAUGUUGAUCCACUUUUUUUUUUUUCUUUUGCACCUUUUAGUUGUUUUUCUUUUUCUUGUCAUCUGCAGAGAACCUGAAAUGCGUUGUCAUGUUUAAAGGGGACCUACACCUCUACUGAAAGCACAACAGAUGCUGCAGCGCUUCUUCAGCAUGCGGAGUACAGACUGUAUAUACUUUUUAUGGAUCUGUAUUCCACAUGCACAGUACUCUGAGAAGCGAUGCUGCACUUUCCGUACUUUCAGUAAAGGUUUAGGUGCUCUUUAAGGCCUCUUUCACAAGAGCGUGAUUGAUCGGCUCCGGGUGCGUUCAGUGAAAUUCGCACCAUUUUGCAACCAAGUUCAUUCAGUUUUGUCUGCGAUUGCGUUCAGUUUUUUUUCC